This is a messenger RNA of Paramecium tetraurelia, 546 nucleotides long. RefSeq lists its product as uncharacterized. NCBI's taxonomy places the organism in Eukaryota, Ciliophora, Oligohymenophorea, Peniculida, Parameciidae. Gene Ontology annotation, molecular function: heme binding. Gene Ontology annotation, cellular component: membrane; intracellular membrane-bounded organelle. The transcript has 3 exons. The record is from RefSeq and is a predicted model, not a curated record.
AUGGAUUAAAAUUAUAUUGAUAAAUAAGUAAAAUAAGGAAAAGUCCUUGUUGUAAUAAACAAAUUAGUAUAUGAUUUGACAGAUUUCAAAACUAGACAUCCAGGAGGGUUUAAAAUUUUAGAAAAAUAUAAUGGUUAUGAUGUUACUAGACAGUUUGAAGUUGUUAUUCGGCAUAGUGAAAAGGCUAAGGAGAUGAUGAAGGAAUUUUUUAUUGGCUCCUUUUAAGACCGAAGAUAAAAGGUUUCAUGGGAUCAUAUUAGAUCGAACCAGGAAAAACUAUACAUAGUGAUCUCAAAUAAUUUAUAUGAUUGCACUGAGUUCGCAGAUAAUCAUCCAGGAGGAAAAGAGAUUUUGCAAUUAUAUAAGAAUUAAAAUGCAACAGAGGCAUUUAAAAGACUUGGCCACAGUUAAGAAGCAAGAGAAAAGAUGGAUUUAUAUAAAAUUGGGGAACUUGAACAUAAAAAAGCUGAGGGGAAUUCGUAGAGAUGGCUUUUAUUUUUUAUAGGACUGGUAAUUGCAUACAUUUACAAGAGUAUAGCUUAUUGA